Molecule: messenger RNA, 1193 nt
Organism: Larimichthys crocea (large yellow croaker)
Lineage: Eukaryota; Metazoa; Chordata; Actinopteri; Sciaenidae
Gene: rasd2a
Product: RASD family member 2a
Exons: 2
Coding region: 45-1097 (350 amino acids)
Biological process (GO): signal transduction
Molecular function (GO): G-protein beta-subunit binding; GTPase activity; GTP binding
Source: RefSeq, a predicted model, not a curated record
GCAACUGGGUUGGUAAGAUUUUGUCCGGAGACGCUUGACAGGACAUGGAGAUGAACACAACUGAGAAGUUAUACCUUCCCGUUGAUGGCAUCUUCGAAAUGUUCAACUCUGUCACAGGGCAGUCACGCAUUACGCACCCAGGUAUCCAGAGCACAGCCCUCACCCCAGUACCCCAGCACCCUAAAGUCUCAAACAUAUCGAAGACAGGGAUGGGCGUCAUCAAGACGGUCAAAGGGAGCUGGAGACAACAUGAGAAGAGAGCAAGUAGAUCCUCGAGUUCUGGCAAUCGGCAGGUUUCUACUGAAAGACUCCCAAAGAGGUCCGUGGAUCUGCUGGAGCUGGGUUUGGCCAAGCCCAGGAACUGUCACAGAAUAGUUGUGCUUGGGGCACCUAAAGUAGGCAAAACCAACAUCCUCCAGAGGUUCUUGGGUAAAGAAUAUGAAGAGAACUAUGAACCCACAACCGAGGACUUUCACAGAAAACUGUUCCAUAUAGGAGGGGCGGCAUACCAGGUUGAUGUCCUGGACGCAGCAGGUGAAAGGAACUUCCCUGCAAAACGGAGGUUAUCCAUACUGACAGGUGACACCUUUCUGCUGGUGUUCAGUUUGGAUGACAGAGAGUCUUUCGAUGAAGUCACUGAGCUGCUCAACGAGAUCAAAGCUGCAAAGGCAAAGUUACUGAAAUUAAAACAUCCCGCGAGAGUACCUGUAGUCAUCUGCGGGAAUAAAGUGGACUUGGAAGCGCCCAGAGCCGUGAAACGAUCAGAUGUGACAGACAUCCUCGGUGAGGAUGUCGCAUUCUUUGAAACCUCGGCUAAAGACGGUACCGGACUGGAGGAUGCGUUCAAGGCUCUUGCCUCUUUAGGCGGACUGCCAGAUGAGACGAGUCCGUCACGGCAUCAGCUCAUAUCAAUCCUCACCUACCAGUCUCUGUGCAUCGGUCAGAGGGGUAGGAGAGGGAGCCGGACGCGGGGAGUCGGUGCGCCAUGUGCCGCUAUGGACCCUUUGGCGCGCCGUCCGAGCUUCACCAGCGACCUGCGGCUGGUGCUGAGAUCAAGCACCAAACAAAACAAACCUGAGAGGUGUCAUAUUCAAUGAAUUGUGAGCCUUCUCCAUAAACCAAUUGUAGUAGUAUGCUGCAAUGUUGUAUUAUGUAAGGAGUUAUACUCUGUAGCACCUGGCUGGACCAGUGCA